UGGGAAGGAGGAAAACGAUUGCUGAAUGUCUAGUCCAGUAGCCUCAAUUUGCGGCUGCAAAAAUCUGCAGCUUUGAAACGUUUCACCUGCACCGGUAAGAGGCUCAGGGCCGAUACUAUGUGCCUGAUAGAACUGCAGUGAUUGCAUGGUAGUAAGCGAUGGGCACAUGUGCCUGCGCGUCUAACCGGUGAAAGUGUAUGUAAUCACUGGGUGUAGAUGCAGACUGGCUCAUUGCCAGAACACCGCUGAACGCCCUUCGACGGCCACCGCUACAUACCGCCAUGGGCCACAGGAUCCCCACGAGUCUGAAAGAGUUAGAUCCUGAAGACAUCAACCUACGCUUCCCGGGAUUAGGCCUCAACAUUCCUUGCACGGCGGAAGACGGUGGCGUCGACAAUGGCGGCAUUUCAAUGUAUUGCUGUCACAUUCUCGAACGGCUAUCCGCGUGGAAUCACUUCUUCUGGCAUGUCGGCUUGCAGCUGCGUGAACUCGUCGCACCCGGAAAACUGUCCCUUGUGCGGCUCGCCCGCUUGGGCAGCGGCGGCCUCCAGCAAGAAGUGCGCAGUCGCGACGCUCGGCUUCUCUUCCACCUGCUCUUGGUGCGGCACUGUUGCGUCGUGAGCGCUCACUUCGACGAAGUCGUCUGUGAAGGAAGUGGGCUCGGCGAGUACCGAGAGCUCGUCGUCUCGGCGCUUCAGAACAACACGAGUCUGAGAGCGUUGACCCUCGGCAGCCUAUUUUGCGACUACAGGUGCAUUCGAGAGGACAUGUUCAGGGCGAUGGGAAAGAUGACGCACCUGCGAGAACUGGUCAUCUCGGGCACCGGCGCAGUGCCCUCAGACCUGCUGGACGCGAUUUGUGCGCUCCUGGUAGACACGACGAGUCUGGCCACUCUCUCGAUGUCGGGUCUCAUUUUCGACGCGGAAAACGGGAAGCGCCUCCUCGCCGCGCUUCGGCACAACGAAAGCAUUGCGAACCUGUCUUUGCACCGCAGCAUUCUUCAUUCUCGUUUCCCGAACGGAGUGCCCAUUUUCUCCCGUUUUCUGACCACCAGUGUUCGCCUGUGCUCUCUGAGCGUGCUCGAUGUGUGUUCGGAUUCGGCAAACACGUACAACGAUCUAACGUGCAUGUCCGCAGCGCUUGUCAUUCGCGGAACGCUCUCGAAGCUGAAACUUUCCGGCUUCCUUCUAAACGCCGACUGCGCGGGCCUUCUUGCAUGUCUCGUGUCCCGGAGAGGUGGUUUCCUCAAACACCUGGACAUUAGCGGCUGCCAUUGGAGAGCGGAGUCGUGGCUUCGCGACGACGCUCGACCGAUAGACUUGGAACAACCAGGUCCUGUCUUUUGCAAACCCAUCUGUCCCUGGCUUCAGGGGUUCGACAAUACGUGGGUAAAACUCUCGUAUCUCGCCUUCAGCUUCGCGGGACUCAAGCCAGAUGUCCUCGGAGCUCUCUUGAACACCGCCGCCACCAUCAAAUCUCUCGACACCAUCUCGGUCAGUGACGUGCCGCUGUACGAACUGAAGGAAGUCUGCCAUGUCAUCCGGGAGGCCGGAAUGAGUGACCGAGUCCGUAUAGCAGGCGGAUACCUUGUCGACCGGGCGGCACUAAAUAUGCUCCAAGAGUUUCCAGAAGGACUGCGCCAUGUGACCGUCAGUUCGCUCUUUGAGCCGAGGCCGGAGGUAUUUCGACAGACUGUUGACAUAGCGUGCUCUUGGUACCAGCUGACUGCGCUCUGUCUGCUCCUGACGCAGAAUGUUCUAAGCGACGUCGACACGGUGCUCUUGUUGAGCAACUGUUUGCUCACUGCUACCGGGUUAAGGGAGCUCAAGUUGAGGGGUUGUAACAAGCCAGACCUGAGCCGCUGUCUUCGGGCAGAGGACAGUUCUCAUAGCGUGCUUCUCGAGGCUAUCUUCGAAAAUCCGGGCGUCCGAGAGCUGCGAAUGACCGGGUUCCGUCUAGGCCGGGCCAACUUGUGGUUCCUGGCCGACCAGGUGAUCGCCAGCGAGACGCUGUGCGAAGUAUCCUUUGCUGCCUGUGACAUGUUCGAGAACCAAAGGUUUGUUCAGUUCCUCGCGGCAGAUUUCCGACAGAACAAGAUGAUCGUACAUUUGCAAGUUUUGGAAUCUGUUGACGGAGAAACACUAGAUGAGAGGUUUGUCCUCGAAGAUCUUCUCGGUCGCAACAUAGGCUACCUCACGUGCGCAGCGCACUUUGUAGUCCUCGAGGGCUACUUGCCGCGCUGCGCAGAAGCCUACGAGACCGUCUACCAUAGCCCAGCCCUGAACGGGAAAAUCCACGAGCUCGCGUCCUUGAAAGAGGCGUCGCGGAACGAUGGAAGGAAAUUUUGGGAUGACGUGAUUUUUAGUAAGUGUCGCGAGUAGUAUCUGACAAAGAGGGCAGCGGUGUUCUCUGCUACUAUUCAGUUAUUGAAUCAUUUACCAUUUCACUGACCUGUUCGGCGUUUACGUGUGCACGUCCUUAUCGGUCUAUCGACGCUAUCCUUGUGCGAGUGGUAGGUUGCGUGUUCAGCGCUCUAGCAUGAAAUAAAACGCAUCUACUCUUACAUUCCA
Messenger RNA from Dermacentor albipictus, 2570 nucleotides. RefSeq lists its product as uncharacterized. Lineage: Eukaryota; Metazoa; Arthropoda; Arachnida; Ixodida; Ixodidae. The record is from RefSeq and is a predicted model, not a curated record.